Molecule: messenger RNA, 594 nt
Organism: Sphenostylis stenocarpa
Lineage: Eukaryota; Viridiplantae; Streptophyta; Magnoliopsida; Fabales; Fabaceae
Source: the annotation of a GenBank genome assembly
AUGAAAGAAAGCAAGAAGGGUUUUAUCAUUUGGAACUGGGCACCACAGCUGCUGAUAUUGAAUCACCCUGCUAUAGGAGGCAUUGUGACUCACUGUGGUUGGAACUCCAUUCUUGAAAGCUUGAGUGCUGGAUUGCCAAUGAUCACAUGGCCUAUGUUUGCAGAGCAAUUUUACAAUGAGAGGUUGCUAGUUGAUGUGUUGAAGGUUGGAGUUCCGGUGGGAGUUAAAGAAAAUAAGUUUUGGGCAUCAAAAGACAUGGCUCAUGUGGUGGGAAGGGAAGAGAUUGCCAAGGCUGUGGUACAGUUGAUGGAAAAAGAAGAGGGAAGAGAAACGAGGAGGAGAGCAAGAAAACUUUGUGAUGCUUCCAAGAAGACUAUUGAGAAGGGUGGAGAUUCUUACAACAACUUGAUGCAGUUGAUAGAUGACCUUAAAUCAUUGAAGAUAUCAAAAGCACAUAGCAGAAGCAGCACACUCUAUUGUGGCUACCGCGUGUGCCAACUCUUAGCAUGUGAUAAUAUUAAGAAUGAUGUUACUGAUGAUUCUGGAUUUGCAAAAGAUGAGACGACAUGUGAGAUACAGAAGGAAGAAAAUUAG